This is a messenger RNA of Amorphotheca resinae ATCC 22711, 775 nucleotides long. RefSeq lists its product as hypothetical. The transcript is spliced from 2 exons. The record is from RefSeq and is a predicted model, not a curated record. The coding region runs from base 173 to 742 and encodes 189 amino acids. NCBI's taxonomy places the organism in Eukaryota, Fungi, Ascomycota, Leotiomycetes, Helotiales, Amorphothecaceae.
GCGAAUUGGUAUUAUUGCAGUGCUACAGUCCCCUCGGUGUUGUGUGCUUUACUGCUUCACGAGAUCCCUCACCCGCUGUUCCCGCACCAAUCAACGCCGUCCGUCCGUCUUCUAGCCGCCUUCCACGCAUCUUCCCCCUCCAGACGGCUUAGUCAAGACCGAGGCUACGCCGAUGCCCGCCGAGGUCGCGAAUCAGAGACCUGCCCGAGGUUGUCUGAACAUUGUACGGCGCAGUCAUUCAUUCAUUCCCGUUUCAUGGCGUUCUCUUGUGCUUCAGAAAGGGUACGUCCUCUAUCAUGAUUCAAAGGAAAAAGAAAAAAAGAAAUCAAAAAGGAUAUUGCAUGUGAUCCUUCUCUUCUCCCCAGAAUCCAUGCAUGGUACCAAUUCCCAUUCCUCAUCCUCAUCAAUCAUACAUUACCUACCUACCAGAGACAAAUACGCCUACGCCUACGCCCGUAACCAUAAUCAUCCAUCCAUCCAUACCUCUAUGUCCCCUCGUACAGAGGAACUCAAGACAAAUUCAUCAAUCAAUCAAUCAAUCAAUCAACCAAACACCACGAGCAGCCCCCCAGCAUCCAUCCAUCCAUCCCACUCACUCCUUUGCGACCAUGUCUCAUGUCUCAGCACUCAACCAUCCCACGCGCUCGCCAUGUGCUGUCGUGCCAGUAUCAGUAUGUGUCAGAUACGGAUCUGGAAUCUGGAUACUACGUGCCAUCGCGAAACAGGGGAACUGCCUAUUUGAGAACAAAAAACGAAGGGGGGGUAGUUCUCGUGG